AUGGAGGUGCCGGGCCGCUGUCGCCUUGCCUCGCUGCUGCUGCUGCUGGCUUCGUGCAUCGGCUGCACAGCCGCGCCGCGGAGGAGCAUCCCCCGGCGGCAAGAUAGACUGGGACCUCCUCUAGACAUACUGCUGGAUUCGCUGAACUGCACAGCUUUCAGUGUGCAAUGGAGGAUGCCAAAGCAGCACGCAAGCACCAUCACAGGAUAUACAGUCUUCUACUCAGAGGUUGAAGGUGACAAAGCAGUUAAGCAGCUCUCACACGACGUUCCCCUGAGCCUGGAUAUGCUGAGCAUGGGUCAACUUGAGGGACAAGCAAUUUUUGAAGUUGUUAUUGGAGAUUUGAAACCUGGUACCCCACAUCGCGUUAGUGUUGGAGCCUAUGGCUGGGCAGGGAAGGGACGACCCAGCAUGCCCAGAGAUGUCACAACCUUAUCCCAAGAUAACUGCAUGCCCCCUGCACCACCCUAUCAGCCCCAGAUUGUUGUUGUUUCUGAUUCAGAAGUUGCAUUAUCCUGGAAACCUGGGGCCAAUGAAGGAAGCUCUCCCAUACAAUACUACAUGGUGGAGUUUAUCAGGCCAGACCUUGACAGCAAUUGGACAGUAAUAAGAGAGCAGAUCCAGAUGGAAUCUAUGGUGCUCAAGGGACUUCUCCCAAAUACCAAGUACCAGUUCGCAGUGCGAGCAGCAAACUCCUAUGGAUCCAGCCCUGCCAGCACGCCGAGCGAUGUGGUCCGAACGUUCAGUUCUGAAGAGCUAGGAAGUGGAAGUUAUGGACAUCGUUAUAUCACAGAAACAGUCACUGGUGAUGAUGAUGGAUUUGAUGUGGAUGACUCAGACUAUGACAUUUACAUAGAAGAGCUCAGACCACUUCCUGCUAUCAAAGGAGGCAACAGAAAAUUUCUGGUUGAAACUAAGGUCACGCCAGGGUCUAGCUCCAGGCUGCUGUCACGGGUCCUUACAACCACUUCGGAGCCCACCACUUCCACUCUCACCACCACACAACCUUCCACCACGGCCAGGGUUACAACAGCCAGGGCCACAAGAAGGGGCAGCAUGUCCUCUGCCCCACGCCUCUUUGAUCUUUCCUGCGAUGAGACCAUCUGUUCUGCAGACAGCUUUUGUGUCAAUGACUACGACCGAGGAGGCUCACGUUGCCACUGCAACUUGGGGAAAGGAGGGGAGAUGUGCACAGAAGAUAUUACUAUUCAGUAUCCUCAGUUCUAUGGCUACUCAUAUAUUACAUUUGAACCACUGAAAAACUCCUAUCAGACGUUUCAAAUUACCCUUGAAUUCAGGGCUGAAUCAGAAGAUGGUUUGCUACUCUAUUGUGGGGAAAAUGAACAUGGCCGUGGUGAUUUUAUGUCGCUGGCAAUCAUCCGACGGAGUAUCCAGUUCAGGUAUAACUGCGGCACUGGAGUUGCAGUCAUAACAAGUGAAAACAAAAUCAAACUGGGGAACUGGCACAGUGUCACACUCUUCAGAGAUGGGCUGAAUGGCUGGCUCAGGAUGGAUAAUGAUGCUCCAGUCACAGGAAAGUCUCAGGGCCAAUAUAGUAAAAUUACCUUCCGGACUCCCUUCUAUGUUGGCGGUGCCCCCAGUGUGUAUUGGCUGGUCAGAGCUGCAGGCACCAACCGUGGAUUUCAGGGCUGUGUUCAGUUUCUCAGCAUUAAUGGGAAAAUGAUUGAUAUGAGACCCUGGCCUUUGGGGAAAGCACUCAGUGGUGCUGAUGUAGGUGAGUGCAGCAGUGGAAUCUGUGACGAGGCAUCCUGCAUCAACAGCGGUACCUGCACUGCAAGCAAGGCAGACUCGUACAUUUGCCUUUGCCCUCUUGGAUUUAAAGGUCACCACUGUGAAGAAGCACUCACCCUGGCCAUACCUCAGUUCAAUGAAUCCUUAAGAUCGUUUGCUAGCACACCCUGGCCCUUGGAACCACAGAACUAUCUUUCCUUCAUGGAGUUUGAGAUGACAUUUCGUCCAGAUUUAGAGACUGGUGUCCUUUUGUACAGCUAUGACACAAACAGCAAAGACUUCCUCUCUAUCAAUAUGGUGGCUGGUUACGUGGAGUUCAGAUUUGAUUGCGGCUCAGGAACGGCUGUCAUCAGGAGUGAAGAACCUGUCAGUCUGGGUCAAUGGCAUGAGCUGCGAGUGUCUCGCACUGCGAAGAAUGGUAUCCUACAAGUGGACAAACAAAACCCAGUAGAAGGCAUGGCAGAGAGUCCUGUUUUUAUCUCUCUGAAUAUUGUGCUGGAUAGGGUAUCAGGAUCAAGAACAAAUGUUUUCAUGAGGUUUAAAACCACCAUGAAGGAAGGUCUUUUGAUGUGGAGAGGAGACAGUCCUAUGCGACCUAAUAGUGAUUUCGUUUCUCUUGGCCUUCAAGAAGGAGCAUUAAUAUUCAGCUACAACUUAGGCAGUGGCGUUGCUUCCAUAGUGGUGAACGGCUCCUUUGGUGAUGGCCGAUGGCACCGGGUCAAGGCUGUUAGAGAUGGGCAGUCUGGCAAGGUAACUGUGGACGAUUAUGGAGCCAGGACUGGUAAAUCCCCUGGAAAAAUGAGGCAGCUAAACAUCAAUGGAGAUCUCUAUGUAGGAGGCAUGAAGGAGAUAGCCCUGCACACCAACAGGCAGUACCUGCGGGGGCUGGUGGGCUGCAUCUCACACCUCACACUGUCAACUGACUAUCAUAUCUCUCUGGUGGAGGAUGCAGCCGAUGGGAAGAACAUCAACACCUGUGGGACUAAGUGACAAGAGAAGAGCCCGGGUGGUGAGGACCCGUCCUGUGCUUGUGUGUGCAGCUGAAAGCCAUCUUGCUGCAGCCCUCCACAGCUGGACCACUGUUGCCAUCCGGGAAGAUGACAGAGCCAAAGGGGAUACCCUAAAAAACAUUUUCCCUCUCCUUUCCUCAGCAGACCAGACCAAACUGAGUAUUUUGUAUAGGAGCCAUCCCUUUUCCCCCUGCAUGUCUAGUGAGUGCUAAAGAUCGUGUGUUGGUGCAAACAGCAAAGAACUGUGUGAUGUUGUAAGUAGCUCAGUGGCUGUGUUGUGGUCCUUAGGUGUCUUUUUUAUGUCAGAAAGAGCAGUCAUUAAACACCUGCAUUCAUUCCAUCUUGCAGUGGUACAACAACUAUGUUGUGCAACAGAAACACAAGCAGAAAUGUAUCUAUGCAUUCAAAUGUAUGUCUCUGUAUAAGUAGUUCUUAUUGCUCUCUGAUUUAGCUAAAUUAUGUUUCACCUGUGUAAAUAAUGCCUGCAGUAAUUGGUUAAAAAUGUUGUUUGUUGAGGAGAAAGUUCUUAAAGUCUACUUUUUUUACUACAAGCAACAAAAAUCAAUGGACCGAUUUUGUAGAAGUAAUUUUAUACUUUGAUAUUUUUUAUAGCAGCAGCAGACCUGCUUAUGUGGUAUAACUUUUAACAUUUAAGUGUACUAUACAUUUAGCUCUUUGCACACUUUCCAAAAAAACAGCAAAGUGACCUGUGGUUUCAGUUGGUUAUACAGAAGGAUCGAUGUUACGCAGUUUUUGUUGGGGAUAUUUGUGAACUAUAAUCAGCUUUAAAUCUUUUUUUGUUCUGUUUUGUUUUGUAAAUUUUGACAGCUUAAAAUUGUACAUUAUGAAGUUUUUCUGCCUAUCCAGAUUAAAAGUU
Molecule: messenger RNA, 3639 nt
Organism: Centrocercus urophasianus (Greater sage-grouse)
Lineage: Eukaryota; Metazoa; Chordata; Aves; Galliformes; Phasianidae
Gene: EGFLAM
Product: EGF like, fibronectin type III and laminin G domains
Exons: 21
Coding region: 1-2742 (913 amino acids)
Molecular function (GO): calcium ion binding; protein binding
Source: RefSeq, a predicted model, not a curated record